Molecule: messenger RNA, 2028 nt
Organism: Cydia amplana
Lineage: Eukaryota; Metazoa; Arthropoda; Insecta; Lepidoptera; Tortricidae
Product: proline-rich protein 12-like
Exons: 1
Coding region: 1-2028 (675 amino acids)
Source: RefSeq, a predicted model, not a curated record
AUGCGGCCCGCCGCGCUGUUGCUGCUGCUGCUGGUCGCCUUCGGUGACACAGCGGACCGUGACACAACCGAACGUGACACAGCGGAACUUGGCGCUCUUGUGAAUAGCACCGAUUCGAAGAUAAGUGACGGACUAGUACGAGACGGUAACUUCACGGUUUUAGAUGGAACUUCCAAUGAUACGUUAUCAGAGGAUGAGCAUGAACCGAUAGUGAGGAAGAAGAGGACGUUUGGCGAUAUCGUGUUUAGAGGAUUAGCUGAUGUGCUCGGAUAUAAUAUUCAGAGGAAGCCUCAGCAAGCGGCGCCGUUCCCGCCCCCGCUUGCGCUUGUGCCUGGGAUUGAUGAUAUACCGCUAGCCGGGCCGGCCGCUGCUCCAGCUCCGCCGCCGCCGUGUGCUCCAAAAGCAACGGCGCCGGCUCCAUGCCGGGCUGUGGCUCCGCCGCCGCCUCCGCCACCACCUCCGCCGCCGCCGCCGCCGCCGUGCCCGAAACCUAGAGCAGCGCCGAGGCCUAAACCUAGACCCCCACCGCCGCCGCCACCGCCUCCGCCGCCACCACCAUGUGCAAAGCCAAGAGCGAACCCGACUACUCCAUCUCCUUGCGCACCUCCACCGCCGCCGCCGCCGAAAGAUCUCGAAACUAUAAAUUCCAACUUCCGUCUGCAGUUUAACUUUAACCGGCAGCCUGCGUCCCAAGCUCCGGCACCGGCAGCUGAGGAGUACGAACAAGAAGAGGCACCAGCCCCGGUAGCUAUAGAACCUCGGGCGGCGCGACUGCCGGCCGACCCGCCGCGACAACCGCGCGUCUUUGUCGAUGCGUUUGUCGUCCGCAACGGACAGCAGCACAGAGUCCGCACCAUCGACGCAAAUCAGGUCAAUCCUCAGCAACUCGCCGGAGACGACUACCUCGCUUAUGAUGACGAAGAAGAAGCCCCCGCAUAUGACGAUUAUGAAGACGCUCAAGAGUCCCGAGAUGGGGUUAAAGCGGUGCAAGAAUUCGGGACAGCAGUUGGAGCUUUUUGGGAGCAGAAACAGAAGCCUCCACCGAAAGUAGAGGUUAAAAAUAAGAAAAAGAAUAGGCUUCCCGCGAAUGAUUACCGUAGCGUGCACUUUGGAGAUCGCGACUUGGCCGAGCAGAUACAAAGGAGGUCUGAUGAACGGGAACAACGCCAGAGACCAAACAGGGAGCGUCAACGUCCGCACAGAGUACCAUUGCCCUUACCAGCAGAAGAAGCGGAGGAGGAGGAGGAAUCGACCACGACUACUGAAGACCCACAUCGCACUCUACGGCCGCGAGUUCUUCCGCCCACGGAGCAAAACCCAGGCCAGAUUGACACGGUCACUGUGAGAGUACCACCGAUAUACAGGGAAAAACGGCCGAAGAAACUGAACCGAGGACGACCGCAGAGGCCAGACCGGGACGAGGAAAGCGUAGAGCAGUCGUCGGAGGUAGACAGCGAUAAUGAGAACUACAUCCAGGCAGUACAGACUGAACCGCCCCGCCGUCGUCGUCGCAAGAAGCCCCGUCGCAAUCGGCGCUCAACCGAUGAAGACGAUGAAGGCGAUUAUUCCGCUGGCGACUACGAUUACUUCGGGAAAAAACGCAAAAUUUCUGACACUGAAAAACACUUCAUGCAGCUAACUGUUCCUCCACCUACAAAAUACCCCGACCUAGCCAGGCUCGAGGCCGCGCCCGGCGGCGGAGAUUUUCUUGACGACCACGAAAGGCUCCAGGAAGAUCCUGAAAGGAUCGGAGAAGACGAGCGGGCGAAUGAACACGAACGUCUAGGCGAUGAUAAGGAGAGACUUAUCGAUGACAGGGACAGAUCAGACGAAUCUGAAAGGGCUGGGGAUGAAGAGCGAGCGAGCGAGGACGAGAGAGCCGACGAGCGGGAACGAACAGAUAAGCUAAGCCCCAACGCGAGAGUGAGAGAGAGGGGCUAUGAAAGCAAGUUCCUGCGCGCGACCAAUGUGCAACAGGACGACCCUUACACGCACCACCACGCUAAAAGUAAACCUAAACGCGCCUAA